AUGUUACGUGUGGGUAAAGGCUGCGGCAACAGCUCACUGCAUGAGGCCCUGUUUAAAAGCAUCAUGGAGGCGAGCAAUGGGGAGCAUACGGGCUCCGCUGGCGACGUGUUGGCGUUGUCGCAGUUGGAGACUCUUGCUGACAUGAUAGGUGUUUCAUUAGAUGACAGUUCCAUGUAUCGUCUCGCUUGGAGCUGGUCCUGCCAGAGACCGCUUGUUAUUACAAAGGCUGAGUUUAUGAAGGGCAUGAAAAUGCUAGAGGCGUCCCCAAAAAGAACGAAACCAAACUUAGUUACCCAUAACUUUUCAAUAAAGGCACCAAGGCCGGAGUUUGGGCCGUGCCUUGCUUUGAUACGGUCUCAUGUGGACGAAAUGGAUGAGUUGCUACAUAGGGACUCUCAACAAUUCAGACAAUUCUACCGCUUCAUAUUUGGAUGGGUGCGGUCGCCCGAGACCACGGCCAGGGGUGUAGGCGAAGUGGGGAUGAAUGUGGAGACAGCUGUGGAGUUAUGGCGGAUGCUGUUUCCUGAAUAUAAAACUUUUCUACAUCUGGAGGAUUGGAUAUCAUUUUGUACAAAUGAGGAACUCUUUCAACGUGGCGCCAUUAGUCGCGAUCUUUGGGAACAGCUCUUGGAGUUUACAUCUUUAACUCGCUAUGACGCUUACGACGUUAAUGAUGCGUGGCCAAGCGUCAUUGACGACUUUGUAGAACAUUACAAGGCCCAACGCCAGCUCACUGAGGGAGAGAGUUGA
Messenger RNA from Trypanosoma rangeli, 750 nucleotides. RefSeq lists its product as uncharacterized. NCBI's taxonomy places the organism in Eukaryota, Euglenozoa, Kinetoplastea, Trypanosomatida, Trypanosomatidae. Gene Ontology annotation, biological process: positive regulation of ubiquitin-protein transferase activity; protein neddylation. The transcript has a single exon. Gene Ontology annotation, cellular component: ubiquitin ligase complex. Gene Ontology annotation, molecular function: ubiquitin-like protein binding; cullin family protein binding; ubiquitin conjugating enzyme binding. The coding region runs from base 1 to 750 and encodes 249 amino acids. The record is from RefSeq and is a predicted model, not a curated record.